AUGAUAAGAGGCUCGGUUUCUGUCUCUCCCACUGAGACAUCGCCGUCGAAGGCACUGCAUUCCAUCCUUUCCUUCUGCCUCUGGGCUGCCCUUACGCUUACUGCCAUUGGGAUCGCUGCUACCCCUCUGCCCGCUAAGCAGUGCCCUACGGGUGUCUGCUCGGCGCUGACCUUCUUCCCGCGAAAGACUCGCACAACACGGACGGAGGUUGCGCCGAUUGGGCCUUUGAAUACGAACGCUCAGAGGCUCGCUCGUGGACUUGCUCCGAAGCCGCCUGUUCGUCGGUCACCCACAAGCACAAUCAGUAAACGCCAACAGCCGUCGCAAGUUCCGAGCCCCUUCACGUCCUAUCGGGGUAUUAUCUCUCUGCGGAGUGAAGGAAGCGACACGCCCUACUACAUCGACAAGACGUCGUACCACUCCGGCCACAUUUUCGUAAACACGUCUAUUAGCGAGGCCCUUGUGGUCUCCUUCACGUCCCCGAGUAGCGAACUCAGCGCGAGAACCUCAAGAUCAUUCUUAGUGGGCGCUCAGCUCUUGAUGGAGAACUGGAGUUACGGAGGAGAAUUUCCGCUCCUCGGAUUGGUCCAAGGCGGAAAUAACACAGACUCCGACAUUGGAUCUGGCUCGCCCGAGUACUUGACGCUCGGAGGAAUUGCCUCACCGGGAACGCCGAAGGACAGCAUUCCCGUAUACGCGAAUAAUUCGUACACGUUCGUCACUGGGCAGAAUCGGACAUCAGAGUCUGCGGUAUGGAAUGCCGACCUCAAUACGGGCCUGUUGACGCCUCAAUGGACCAAUACCAGUAGAACCCAACCGACGACAUACUUGUUUACUCGAGAUAGCAUUUUGUAUGCCGGUGGAGACCUUGAAGCGUUUACUGCCAAUUUGACUUUUGGCAUCGAGGCUGAAGGAUCUCAAGAGAAGGUCGUCCCCUUGCUCGCCUACUUUGUUCCCAUCUAA
This is a messenger RNA of Cyclocybe aegerita, 963 nucleotides long. Lineage: Eukaryota; Fungi; Basidiomycota; Agaricomycetes; Agaricales; Hemipholiotaceae. The record is from the annotation of a GenBank genome assembly.